CCGUCAUGUCGGGCCGCCAGGGCAACAAGCUGCCCAGCAACCUGCCCCAGCUGCAGAACCUCAUCAAGCGCGACCCCACGUCCUACACGGAGGAGUUCCUGCAGCAGCUCCACCACUACCAGUCCCACGUGGAGAUCUUCUCCUUCCAGCCCGACAAGCCCAGCAAGGAGCUGGCCGAGCUCGCCAUGUUCCUGGCGCAGGUGGCCCAUUGCUACCCGGAGCACAUGGCCAACUUCCCGCAGCAGCUGAAGGAGCUGCUUUCCUAUCACCACACGGUCCUGGACACCGACCUCCGCAUGACCUUCUGUAAGGCCUUGAUCUUGCUGAGAAACAAGAAUCUGAUCAAUCCAACGAGUUUGCUAGAGCUCUUCUUUCAACUGCUGCGGUGUCAUGAUAAACUCCUACGAAAAACUUUGUAUACUCACAUUGUGACAGACAUCAAGAAUGUAAAUGCUAAACAUAAAAACAACAAAAUAAACACAACUCUGCAGAACUUCAUGUACACUAUGCUGAGAGACAGCAAUCCCACUGCUGCCAAGAUCUCUCUGGAUGUCAUGAUUGAACUUUACAGAAGGAAUAUUUGGAAUGAUGCCAAAACAGUCAAUGUUAUCACAACUGCCUGCUUUUCCAAAGUGACAAAGGUGCUCGUUGCUGGUUUGAAGUUCUUCCUUGGGAGAGAUGAAGAUGAGAACCCAGACAGCGAUUCUGAAUCUGAGGAUGAUGGCCCCACAGCCAGAGAGCUGAUGGUGCGAUACGGAACUAAUAAGAAAACCACCAAGCGCAAGAAGAAACUGGAGAAAGCCAUGAAGGUCCUCAAGAAACAGAAGAAGAAGAGAAAGCCAGAGGUGUUCAACUUUUCUGCUAUUCACUUGAUCCAUGAUCCCCAAGACUUUGCAGAGAAACUGCUGAGACAGUUGGAGAAUUGCAAAGAACGAUUUGAAGUGAAGAUGAUGUUCAUGGACCUGAUUUCCAGGCUAGUUGGAAUACAUGAGCUGUUUCUGUUCAACUUUUAUCCCUUUGUUCAGAGAUUCCUCCAGCCCCAUCAGAGAGAAGUGACAAAGAUUCUUCUGUUUGCUGCACAAGCUUCACAUCAACUAGUACCACCUGAGAUUAUACAGUCUGUGUUAAUGACUAUAGCAAACAACUUUGUCACUGACAAGAAUUCUGGGGAAGUGAUGACUGUGGGAAUCAAUGCAAUAAAAGAAAUCUGUGCAAGAUGUCCUUUAGCUAUGACUGAAGACCUGCUGCAAGACCUUGCCCAAUACAAGACUCAUAAGAAUAAAAAUGUGAUGAUGUCUGCCAGAACUCUGAUACACCUUUUCCGUUCGCUGAAUCCAGAGAUGCUGCAGAAGAAAUUCAGGGGGAAGCCUACUGAGGCCUCACUGGAAGCCAGGAUCCAUGAAUAUGGAGAGCUGGAUGCAAAAGAUUAUAUUCCAGGAGCAGAAGUACUGGAUGUUGACAGUCAGGAGGAAAAUGGAGGGAAGAAAGAGGAAGAUGGAUGGGAAAGCGCUAGUCUAAGCGAGGAGGAAGAGGAUGAAGAUGGCGAAUGGAUUGACGUGCACCACUCUUCAGAUGAAGAGCAGCAAGAAGUGGCAGAAAAGAUGAAAAGCAUGCCCUUAGAGGAGCGAAAAGCCAAAGCAGCAGCAGUCAGCACCAGCAGGCUGCUAACUCAGGAAGACUUCCAUAAAAUACGCCUCGCCCAGCUCUCCAAAGAGCUCAAUUCUGCACCAGGAAAAGCUGCCAAGAGGAAGAACAUUGAAAUAGAUGAUGAAGAGGAGAGGAGGGGAGAGUUGCUUUCGCUGAGAGAUAUUGAACAUCUGCAUAAGAAGCCUAAAUCGGACAAGGAGACCAGACUGGCAACUGCAAUGGCUGGAAGAACAGACAGAAAAGAAUUCGUGAAAAAGAAAACUAAAAUGAACCCAUUUGCCAGCACUACUAACAAAGAAAAGAAAAAACAGAAGAACUUCAUGAUGAUGCGAUACAGCCAUAAUGUCCGGACAAAAAAUAAGCGUUCUUUCAGAGAGAAACAGUUGGCUCUUCGAGAUGCACUUCUGAAACAGAGAAAACGGCUGCUGAAAUAAGGAACAGGCAAGAGGAGGAAUAUUGCGUGUACAGGACAAACCGAAGAUGCCUUAAUCCUUAGAAGAUUUUGAUUCUGAAAAUCUUUCUAGGAUUCAAGGCAGUUAUCCUUCGUUGAAUGUAAAUUACUUCCAGCGAACUGGUUUUGUAUGUGUAAGAGUUAAUUAAAAUAUAUGGCUUUUGGUGUAAAAGAUUUUUACUUGGAGCAGUUGAUGGUUACUGGAAGGAGAUGUCCAUAACAGCCUAGAAGAAGGAGGUGUGUGUGAGUAAUGGCUAUGCCCAUCUUAGGGCUAUGAUAUUCACAGAUUAAAAUAAUAAGCCGUUUUCUAAGUGGUUAUUUUUACCUGUUCAUUAAUAAAAAUUAUUGUACCACAGAUUAUUGAAACAGUCAAUGGGCAUAGCAUUAUACUAUAAAGCUACAAUGUAUGAGAAAAGAAUAAA
Messenger RNA from Nothoprocta perdicaria, 2520 nucleotides. RefSeq names its product SDA1 domain containing 1 (gene SDAD1). The transcript has 22 exons. The record is from RefSeq and is a predicted model, not a curated record. Gene Ontology annotation, biological process: ribosomal large subunit export from nucleus; ribosomal large subunit biogenesis. NCBI's taxonomy places the organism in Eukaryota, Metazoa, Chordata, Aves, Tinamiformes, Tinamidae. Bases 6 to 2081 code for a protein of 691 amino acids. Gene Ontology annotation, cellular component: nucleolus.